Molecule: messenger RNA, 855 nt
Organism: Monoraphidium neglectum
Lineage: Eukaryota; Viridiplantae; Chlorophyta; Chlorophyceae; Sphaeropleales; Selenastraceae
Product: processing peptidase alpha subunit
Exons: 4
Coding region: 1-855 (284 amino acids)
Cellular component (GO): mitochondrion
Molecular function (GO): metal ion binding
Source: RefSeq, a predicted model, not a curated record
AUGUCCACAAAGCAAGCGGGCCCUUUGGCGGCCUUCACCGGCGGCCUGGCGCGGCCGCUGCUGCCAGAUGCUGAGACCCUGGGGGCCCUCACCCCCAAGGCCGUCCACGACUUUGUCUCCGCAAACUUCACCGCCGCAAACACCACGAUCGCCGCGGCCGGCGCGACGCUUGGCGCGCUGACGCAUGCGGCCGGGCCGCUGGUGGCGGCCGGCAGGCUCGGCGGGGCGGGGGCGGGCGCGGGCGCGGCGGCGAGCAAGUACAGCGGCGGCGUGCUGACGGCGCUGACGCCCGGGUCUGCACCGCUGGUGGCGCUCGCGUUCGAGGCCCCUGGCGGCCUGUCUGACGUGAAGGGCACCGCCCUCUCCGCGGUGCUCAAGGCGCUGCUCAACGAGACCAGGGAGAGCCUGCCCUACCUGGGGAAGGCCCCCGCAGGCGACGCCCUGGACAGCGUCGUGCCCGUCGUGCACUCGUACAAGUCCACGGGCAUCAUCGGCCUGCUGGCCAGCCCCGCCGCCUCAGGCGCGGCCGCCGCCGUCGACGCGCUGUCCUCGCGCUUCGAGGCCCUGGCCAAGGGCGUCUCCGAGCCGGCCCUCGCGGCCGCCAAGGCCGUCGCGCUCGGCGGCUACCGCGCAGCUACCGCCUCCAAGUCGGGCGCGGUCCAGGACCUCGCGCAGCAGCUGCUCGCGCGGGGCUCCGCGGACGCGGGGGCGUACGCGGCGGCGGUCGGCGCGCUGACGGCCAAGGAUGUGGCGGGCGCCGCGGCGGCGCUGGUGAAGGGCGCGCCGACGCUGGUGGCGUCGGGGCCGCUGUCGGAGCUGCCGAAGUACGACGUCAUCGCCAGGCGGUUCAGCUGA